CACAUGACUGUUACCGUUGCUGGAUUCAGAUUUUCAACCAGGCACUGGCCCGUGUUUAGGUUCAGGUUUUACUCAUAAUCAAGAGGACGUCUGUGAGCAGCACGAUGGCCAACUCUGGGAUCCAGCUCCUGGGGUUCUUCAUGUCUCUGGUGGGUAUAGUGGCCCUCAUCAUCGGCACCAUCCUGCCACAGUGGAAGAUGUCAGCCUACAUCGGGGACAACAUCAUCACGGCGGUGGCCAUGUACCAGGGUCUGUGGAUGUCCUGCGCCUUCCACAGCACGGGUCAACUCCAAUGCAAGAUCUACGACUCCAUCCUGCAGCUGGGCAGUUCUCUGCAGGCCACUCGGGCUCUCAUGAUCGUGGGCAUCAUCGUGUCAGUGGCAGGACUGGGCGUGGCCUGCAUGGGGAUGAAGUGCACCACCUGUGGGGAAGGAGACAAAGUGCGAAAGUCCCGGGUCGCCAUGACUGGAGGAAUUAUCGUACUAGUGGGAGGACUCUCUGCGAUUGUGGCCUGCUCCUGGUUCGCUCACAACGUGAUCCGGGCCUUUUACAACCCGUACACACCUGUCAACACCAAGUUCGAGUUUGGAGCUGCCAUCUUCAUCGCUUGGGGCGGCUCCCUCCUGGACGUCCUGGGCGGAGCUAUGCUGGCUGCCUCAUGUCCCCGGAAAAAGCACGUGUCCAAGUACCCAACAGCGUCGGGACCACGCUCAGGCCCUCCUAGCAGCAACAAGGAAUAUGUCUAAACACAACCUGAAUUCCCCAAAAACUGAACUAAGACUUUUUUUACUCAAAUGCAAGCAUGUACUACACAAGCUCUCUAUUCGCAUCUUGACAUCAACUGUUUAUCACUGUCACCCUGCAACAGCAUUCACACGCAGUAGAAAAUUAUAUCCCGCUCAGUCCAGCGAGUCUGAUGACGGACCUGCAGACCGGACCAUGGACUCGGUCCAGAUGUUGCACUCGAGUGUCGGGCACCACAAGAGUUAUGAUUGUUCUCAAAAAUACACACCACAGAGAACAGACGUCCUCAAUCCAUUAUUUAUUUUGCUGGAGAGAAUUAGAAUCAGAGCUCAACAUAACUACAUUUUAUGUCCAUAAAUCACUGACCUGACUCCUUUUACAGUCGCAUGGGAUGACUUUCUUUCAGAACAUGCUGAGGGCGCAGGAUACUUGUUCUUAGAUAACAGGCUUAUGAUAGAAUUCAGUGGCUUCCUUAGCUAGCACGGAUGGGCCAAAAUGUAGAAGCAAUGUAUCUCAAUAUGGUUUUGAGUUUGCCUCAUCACAUCAGUCUCUUUUCAAAUGAACAUGGCUGCAGAGCCUCAGAAGGAAGCCGACCAUAUGACCCACUUACACACGUCUAUCCAGCGCAACAUGCUCCUUCCAAACAGAUGAGCAAUGACACUUCAUCACUGUGAACCGAGACAGAGCACCUCACCUGAUGUCAGCCAGUGUGUGAUGUUGAAACAUAAACCUGCAGCACCUAAUUCCAGAAGACUCCUUGUCUUGUUGCCGAGACGCUUGAGAUGCCCCGAGUGUGUAGAGAAGAAAAGACGUGUAUAUGUUCUUGCAAACACACAUACAUGUGUGUAUUCUAAACCAGGCGUUUCCUCCUGGUAAUACAGUUUCUAAUAUUAAAACGACUCACUCACAUGCACUAUUAGGAGUAGACUGUGUGAUAGUACAUUUAACAGAAGCUUGAGAACUGAUAACACCUCUGAAAAUAGUGUCCCCCAUCUACAUGUUACUCUUCAUGUUCCUCCUCCAGUUCCUCACCCCGAGACACUUCAGUUUCUAUUUAUUUUAUAAGAACGUGGUUUUGCAUCAUGGUUUGUUCAUAUGUUAUAGCUGUAAGUGUGUAUGAAAAACAAAUAAACAUUAG
Molecule: messenger RNA, 1882 nt
Organism: Synchiropus splendidus (mandarinfish)
Lineage: Eukaryota; Metazoa; Chordata; Actinopteri; Syngnathiformes; Callionymidae
Gene: cldn7a
Product: claudin 7a
Exons: 4
Coding region: 105-746 (213 amino acids)
Biological process (GO): bicellular tight junction assembly; cell adhesion
Cellular component (GO): bicellular tight junction; plasma membrane
Molecular function (GO): structural molecule activity
Source: RefSeq, a predicted model, not a curated record